Molecule: messenger RNA, 336 nt
Organism: Cooperia oncophora
Lineage: Eukaryota; Metazoa; Nematoda; Chromadorea; Rhabditida; Trichostrongylidae
Source: the annotation of a GenBank genome assembly
AUGCCUUGUUCUUAUUCGAUCAUUUUUAGUUUUGGAAUUAUUUGUGCUCAACUGGUUUCGAGAAGUCCUCCAUGGGAUAUUGAUAAUCGGAAGGAGGACGCGUCAGAGAUCCUUUAUUUGGUGAAAAAAGGAGGGCAUGCACCAGCACGCCCUUCUCUGAGUGUCAGCAAAGACUUCGAAGUCAAUCCAGCUUUACUUCACCUGAUUCGUGACUGCUGGACCGAGCGCCCAUCUGAGAGACCAUCCGUGGAUUUGGUGAUGUCGAACUUAAAGUCUUUGGAUCCAAACAGGGAGAAAGCAUUUGUUCAGUCGAUGGGACCAUUCAAACACAUGUGA